ACUCUGGGCGAGGCUCGCGCACUUCGCUCCGGGAGCCGUUCCUUCGCUUCCACCUUUUUUCUCCCCCACACUUCGCGGCUUCUUCAUGCUUUUUCUUCUCACCAUUUCUGGCCAAAACUACAAACAAGACUUCGCAGUGGUGAACUAUGACAAUGUAGUGGACACGGGCUCCGAAACCGACGACGAGGACAAGCUUCAGAUCGCCGAGGAGGAUGGGCUGGCCAACCCCCUGGACCAGGAGAGGAGCCCGGCUGGCAUGCCCAACCACGAGUCCUCCCCGCACGUGAGCCAGGCUCUGCUGCCAAGAGAGGAAGAGGAAGAUGAGAUGAGGGAGGGUGGCGUGGAACAUCCCUGGCACAGCAACGACAUUCUGCAAGCCUCUGUAGACGGUCCAGAAGAAAUGAAGGAAGACUAUGACACUAUGGGGCCGGAAGCCGCGAUCCAGACCACAAUUAACAAUGGGACAGUUAAGAACGCCAAUUGCACAGCAGACUUUGAGGAAUACUUUGCCAAAAGGAAACUGGAGGAGCGCGACGUCCACGCCGUGAGCAUCGAGGAGUACCUUCAGCGCAGCGACACGGCCAUCAUCUACCCCGAGGCCCCCGAGGAGCUGUCUCGCCUGGGCACGCCCGAGGCCAACGGGCAGGAAGAAAAUGACCUGCCACCUGGAACUCCAGAUGCUUUUGCCCAACUGCUGACCUGCCCCUACUGCGACCGGGGCUACAAGCGCCUGACGUCCCUGAAGGAGCACAUCAAGUACCGCCACGAGAAGAACGAGGAGAACUUCGCCUGCCCGCUGUGCAGCUACACGUUCGCCUACCGCACCCAGCUCGAGCGGCACAUGGUGACGCACAAGCCGGGGACCGACCAGCACCAAAUGCUGACCCAAGGAGCAGGUAAUCGCAAGUUCAAAUGCACAGAGUGCGGCAAGGCCUUCAAAUAUAAACACCAUCUGAAAGAACACCUGCGAAUUCACAGUGGUGAAAAACCUUACGAGUGCCCAAACUGCAAGAAACGUUUCUCCCAUUCCGGUUCCUACAGUUCGCACAUCAGCAGCAAGAAAUGUAUUGGUUUAAUCUCUGUAAAUGGCCGAAUGAGAAAUAAUAUCAAGACGGGUUCUUCCCCUAAUUCUGUUUCUUCUUCUCCUACUAACUCAGCCAUUACCCAGUUAAGAAACAAAUUGGAGAAUGGAAAACCACUUAGUAUGUCUGAACAAACAGGCUUACUUAAGAUUAAAACAGAACCACUAGACUUCAAUGACUAUAAAGUUCUUAUGGCCACACACGGGUUCAGCGGCGCUAGUCCCUUUAUAAACGGUGCACUUGGAGCCACCAGCCCUUUAGGAGUUCAUCCGUCUGCUCAGAGUCCAAUGCAGCACUUAGGUGUAGGGAUGGAAGCCCCUUUACUUGGAUUUCCCACGAUGAAUAGUAAUUUAAGCGAGGUACAAAAGGUUCUACAGAUUGUGGACAAUACGGUUUCCAGGCAAAAAAUGGACUGCAAGGCUGAAGAAAUUUCAAAGUUGAAAGGUUAUCACAUGAAGGAUCCAUGCUCUCAACCUGAGGAACAAGGAGUUACCUCUCCUAAUAUGCCACCUGUAGGUCUUCCAGUAGUGAGUCAUAAUGGUGCCACUAAAAGUAUUAUUGACUAUACAUUAGAAAAAGUCAACGAAGCCAAAGCUUGCCUCCAGAGCUUGACUACUGACUCAAGGAGACAGAUCAGUAACAUAAAGAAAGAGAAGCUACGUACUUUAAUAGAUCUGGUCACCGAUGACAAAAUGAUUGAGAACCACAGCAUAUCCACUCCAUUUUCAUGCCAGUUCUGUAAAGAAAGUUUUCCUGGCCCCAUCCCCCUGCAUCAGCAUGAACGUUACCUUUGUAAAAUGAAUGAAGAGAUCAAGGCAGUCCUGCAACCUCAUGAAAACAUAGUCCCCAACAAAGCCGGAGUUUUUGUUGAUAAUAAAGCCCUCCUCUUGUCAACUGUACUUUCUGAGAAAGGAAUGACAAGCCCCAUCAACCCAUACAAGGACCACAUGUCUGUACUCAAAGCAUAUUAUGCUAUGAACAUGGAGCCCAACUCUGAUGAACUGCUGAAAAUUUCCAUUGCUGUGGGCCUUCCUCAGGAAUUUGUGAAGGAAUGGUUUGAGCAACGAAAAGUCUACCAGUAUUCAAAUUCCAGGUCACCAUCACUGGAAAGGAACUCCAAGCCGUUAGCUCCCAACAGUAACCCUCCCACAAAGGACGCUUUAUUACCCAGGUCUCCCGCAAAACCUAUGGACUCCAUAACAUCGCCGUCUAUCGCAGAACUCCACAACAGCGUUACGAAUUGUGACCCUCCUCUCAGGCUGACAAAACCUUCCCAUUUUCCCAGUAUUAAACCAGUUGAAAAAUUGGACCACUCGAGGAGUAACACUCCUUCUCCCUUAAACCUUUCCUCCACAUCUUCUAAAAACUCCCACAGUAGUUCUUACACUCCAAACAGCUUCUCUUCCGAGGAGCUCCAGGCUGAGCCUUUGGACUUGUCAUUACCAAAACAAAUGAAAGAACCCAAAAGUAUUAUAGCCACAAAGAACAAAACAAAAGCUAGCAGCAUAAAUUUAGACCAUAACAGUGUUUCUUCAUCAUCCGAAAACUCAGAUGAGCCUCUAAACUUGACUUUUAUCAAGAAGGAGUUUUCAAAUUCAAAUACUCUGGACAGCAAAAGCACUAACCCAGUGUUCGGCAUGAACCCAUUUAGUGCCAAACCUUUAUACACAGCUCUUCCUCCACAAAGCGCAUUUCCCCCUGCCACUUUCAUGCCACCAGUCCAGACCAGUAUCCCUGGGCUACGACCAUACCCAGGACUGGAUCAGAUGAGCUUCCUACCACAUAUGGCCUAUACCUACCCAACUGGAGCAGCUACUUUUGCUGAUAUGCAGCAAAGGAGAAAGUACCAACGGAAACAAGGAUUUCAGGGAGAAUUGCUUGAUGGAGCACAAGACUACAUGUCAGGCCUAGAUGACAUGACAGACUCCGACUCCUGUCUGUCUCGAAAGAAGAUCAAGAAGACAGAGAGUGGCAUGUAUGCGUGUGACUUAUGUGACAAGACAUUCCAGAAAAGCAGUUCCCUUCUGCGACACAAAUACGAACACACAGGAAAGAGACCGCACCAGUGUCAGAUCUGCAAGAAGGCGUUCAAACACAAGCACCACCUGAUCGAGCACUCGAGGCUGCACUCGGGCGAGAAGCCCUACCAGUGCGACAAGUGCGGCAAGCGCUUCUCGCACUCGGGCUCCUACUCGCAGCACAUGAACCACCGGUACUCGUACUGCAAGCGCGAGGCGGAGGAGCGCGAGGCGGCGGAGCGCGAGGCGCGCGAGAAGGGCGCGCUGGAGCCGGCCGAGCUGCUGCUGGGCCGCGCCUACCUGCAGAGCCUCACGCCGCAGGGCUACUCGGACUCGGAGGAGCGCGAGAGCGGGCCGAGGGACGGCGGGAGCGAGCGCGAGCACGACAAGGACGGCGACGAGGGCUACGGCAAGCUGGCGCGGGGGCGCGGCGACGAGGAGUUCGAGGAGGAGGAGGAGGAGAGCGAGAACAAGAGCAUGGACACGGACCCCGAGACGCUGCGCGACGAGGAGGAGGCGGCGGAGCACUCCCUGGACGAGAGCUCGGAGGACGGCAAGAUGGAAACCAAAUCGGACCGCGAGGAGGACGCCAUGGAGGACGGCAUGUAAUGAACUACUGCGUUUUCAGCUUCCUGUUUGUUUGUUUUCUCCCCCCCC
Molecule: messenger RNA, 3757 nt
Organism: Miniopterus natalensis
Lineage: Eukaryota; Metazoa; Chordata; Mammalia; Chiroptera; Miniopteridae
Source: RefSeq, a predicted model, not a curated record